This is a messenger RNA of Ascochyta rabiei, 531 nucleotides long. RefSeq lists its product as uncharacterized. Lineage: Eukaryota; Fungi; Ascomycota; Dothideomycetes; Pleosporales; Didymellaceae. Bases 1 to 531 code for a protein of 176 amino acids. The record is from RefSeq and is a predicted model, not a curated record. The transcript is spliced from 2 exons.
AUGGCUAUCAUAUCAGCAAACUCGAUGAUCCGCAGCUUGGCGCUGUUCCAUCUAACGCUUGCGGCGCUGCUGGUCAAGAACCCAAAGCUCGUAGCGAAUCAGAGCGUCAUCAUGGUUCUUGGAGGUUCGAUGCAGCUUCCCACACCACGAGACUUUGCCACGCCCUCCGCAGCUGUAGCCUUCAUCGCUGUCCUCUUCGCGUUCAUCGGCAUUAGCGACCUCACCGCAGCCUCACUUCCCGAAGAGGUCUUUGAUGCAUACUGGGGCGCCCAGACGCCCGUCCGUCUCGUGUUCCUGUUCACACUGACUGGUUACACGUUCUUGUUCAAGGAGGGCGGGAUGUUCGGCGGAGCCAAGGGUAUCGGGUACUCAACCAGCCCUGGUAGCUUUCUGAAGAACAGUGUAGUGUUCAGCUGGGGGUUCAUCGAGCUGUCGAUGUGGUUCUGGAUCUUCGUCACUCUUCGUGAGGAGCGACGCGAACGUGCAAGGAAGAUUGUCGAAAAGCGCAAGGCGGAAGCCGACAGGCUGUGA